GUAGACGGUGCACAGUGUUGUAGCCUAUGAGCGGCAGGGAGGACACCGGAGAGGACGACCGCAGAACUUUGCGGUCAGCUGGAGGCCCAAUAACUCACGUGUCCCUAGGACCGGAGGGUGAUAGGGAACUGUUCCGCCGACAGAGGGAGAGGCAGCAACAGAGUAGAGCUAGAGCAGCCGAGGCCAGCAGGGCAUUAGCUAGCGAGGCCGGUGCUACAGCAGCCAUGGCUACCACAGCCAUGAGCACGUCUGUGCAACAGACUUCCCAAGCCGGUAGUUCAGGUACCGCUGGGUCCACGGUCGCGCAGACCGUGAGUCAGUCCACUGGCUUAAUGGCAAGCCAGCCCACGGUGUUGACCCCAAAGGAUGUCUCCAUCCAGCAGGCAGCCCUGCAAGAGGCACAGCUACAGCAGGCAUUAGGACAGAUAAAAAGGGAGAAGGAGAUGAUGAUUAGAAGAAGGACCACGAUGCAACGGAGAGGGGCAGACAUAGAGGAGUUAGAGUCGAUGGACCUGACGAACAUGGAUGACGAUGUGAGGGUAGUUAGGAGGGCCCUGCUACGAGUAAUAGAGAUGCAGGAGCAUCAAACUACCAUCCUUCAUGAUAUCCAGCAGAGCCUAGCCAUUUUGGUAGGGCUUACCACGCAGCCUGCUGUCUCGCAACCUGUGCAGCCACAGGGCACACAGCCCCAGCAGCUAGCACAGCAACCUGUAUCACCGGGUCCACAGCCCGGGGUGGUGCAGGGACCGGGACAAACUCAGUGGGUUCCAAAGACGACCAUCGCCGCUCCUAAACCUUUUACAGGGGACAAGAGAGGCGAAGACCUCGACACUUGGUUGAGGGCAGUGCCGGUCUACGUCAGGUGUAAACUCACCUUGCCGCACGAAGAAGUGCUUGUGGCUGCAUCCUACCUAGAGGGUGGUGCAGCAAGAUGGUUGAGUGGUUUAGUACAACUCCAGGGGCACGGUCAUGACUUCCGCUCUUGGGCAGCCUCUCAGAAACUGGAGGACUUCCUGAAGAUGGUGGAAGAGAGAUGGCAUGAUCCUCAGGAGGCCCAAAAGGCCACUGAUGCGAUCCUGACACUGCACACGCGGCAGUUUAAGUCAAUUAGGGAAACCACUGACGCUGUUGAGCGUCUAAUCUGUGUCCCAGGUGUGCGCUAUGACCCCCAGGUCCUGCUGACUUCGUACUUGAGAUACUUAUCCCAGCCUUUCAGGAACCAGUUGGCAAAAGAGGCCAACAACAAUAUGCACAACUUUCCUUCGUUCAGCAAGGUGGCCCUAGACCUAGAAGCAAAGAUAGGGCAUGGACAGACACCCACUACGGACGGGAGAAAGAAGACAUUGCCUCCCAACUGGAAGGCGAAGGGUCACAUCAUGUUUGUCGACAACGAUGGUUCAACCAUCGAGUUGGACGGCAACUUCCAGGAGGGAGUAGGUGCAGAGGCAAGUGGCGAUACUUCAGAGGGUGGAGUAGUCGCCGCCGUAACCCAACAAAAAGCUACUGAUUCCCUUGUCGUCCCGCAAACGCAUUCAGACCCAUCGACCCUUUGCUCGAUGAAUGUGUUUGAGUCCUUAAAGGAGUUAGAGGAGGAGUGGUCUAGACUAGACCCGCUAGCUUCUUGGACGGCACUAGCUAAAGCCCCGAAGGGUGAGAUGUUCGUCAGCGAGAUAGUCGUAGGGGGCCGCAAGGCCGGGGCCUAUUAUGACACUUGCUCGACACGGAACUUUAUUAGUCGCGCGUGCGUUGAGAGACUGCAUUUACAGGGGCAAGUGCAGCGCCUGAGUCGACCUGUGGAGUCGACCUGUGCCAACAAACAGCGCAUGGUAGUUAAUGACUACCUUCAGGAUGUAGAAUGCCUGUUCCCGUUCGCGGGAGGGGAGUUGAGGCAUCGUGUCUCAUUCCUAGUGAGCGACGAUCUCCCUAUGGAUAUCUUGUUAGGUAUGUACUACCUCUCUGUGGCACAGCCUCAGUUUGACUGGGACCGAAAAGUGGUCAAACACACUUUGCCAGGUGGAGGGACCGCCAGACUACACAAGUUCAAAGCUAGUAGUCUGAUCGAUUCCCAUGGAUGCAUGUGUGCGGCCGCGUUCUAUAACUACUAUAAGCAACAUCAGGAGGAGGGUAUGUACUUAGUUUAUGUCUCUGCUGCAGGCGAACCGGUGAAAAUGCCGCCGGAGAUAGAGGGAGUGGUUGCCAAGUACCCUGAUCUAUUAGAAGAGCCAACAGGGGUUGUUGAUAGGGAGGUCGUCCACGCAAUAGAGAUUAUCCCAGGGUCUAGUAUUCCGAAGGGUAGGAUCUAUCGGAUGUCUCCAGGCGAGCUUGAUGAGCUUCGCCGCCAACUCAAGGAACUCGUAGAGAAGGGUUGGAUCCGACCGAGUGUCUCUCCUUACGAAUCUCCAGUACUAUUCGUACCUAAGAAGAAGGAGGGCACUCUCAGGAUGUGCAUUGAUUAUAGGGGUCUCAAUGCCAUCACUGUAAAGAACAGAGAGCCCCUACCGCGCAUCGACGAUCUGCUAGAUAGAGUGCAAGGGUGUCGGUACUUCAGUAAGAUAGAUCUGAAGUCCGGGUACCAUCAGAUUGCAAUCUGGCCCGAGGAUCAACACAAAACUGCAUUUCAGACCAGGUACGGUCUAUACGAGUUUGUGGUGAUGCCUUUUGGCCUGUGCAAUGCUCUUGGCACCUUUCAGCACGCUAUGAAUCGGAUAUUCCAUGACUACUUGGAUAAGUUUGUCAUCGUGUACCUCGAUGACAUACUUAUUUUUAGUAAGACUGUCGAGGAGCACGUUGCACACUUGGACAANUUGUCAUCGUGUACCUCGAUGACAUACUUAUUUUUAAAGUUGGCCAAGUCCACUUAUGAGAAAGAACUCUAUGCGGUGUUCAAGGCGCUGCCCCAUUGGAGACACUAUCUCCUUGGGAGGUUCUUCAUCCUCAGGACUGAUCAUCAGACCUUGAGAUGGAUGAGAACUCAGCCUGUACUCUCUGACGCAUUGAAGCGUUGGAUAGAAGUCAUUGAGCAGUAUGACUUUGACCCUCAGUACAUCAAGGGUGAGUACAACAAGGUUGUUGAUGCCUUGUCGCGUAGACCUGACUUCUCAGGUGCGCUGAUUACUAAGUACGAUCUUACGGAUGAUGUCACUCGAUCCUUGGUGGAAGCCUAUCGAGAGGACCAGUUUAUGUCUGAGAUCAUACGCAGACUCGAGACGAAGGAUAAACAAACUUCAGCCGAGUUUGAGUUGGUCAAUGGCUUGCUGUUUCUCGAGAAGGAAGGGAAUAAACGUUUGUGUGUCCCUGAUAAAGAGUCUUUGCGUAGUCUGUUUUUAGGCGAGUGUCAUGAUGCCACCGGCCAUUUUGGGUACAAGAAGACCGCAGCCAAUUUGCUGCAAAGGUUCUGGUGGCCCACGAUGUUAAAAGAUGCUAAGCUGUACGUGGAAACUUGUCAAGUUUGCCAACGAGACAAGCCCCGUACUCAGGCUCCUCUUGGGCUGCUCAAGCCCCUUCCGAUUCCGGAAAGGCCGGGUGAAAGCUUGUCCAUGGAUUUCAUGGAUACGCUGGUCACCAGCAAGAGUGGGAUGAGGCAGAUCUUCAUCAUCGUGGAUAGGUUUAGUAAGUAUGCUAGGUUAAUAGCCAUGCCGGAAACAGUGAAGACCGAGUAUGUAAUUAGGCUGUUCAAAGAGAACUGGGUGAGGGAUUUUGGAUUGCCUAAGUCUAUUGUAAGUGACAGGGAUGUCAGAUUUGCAAGUGAGUUAUGGAAGGCUGCUGCAGCUGAACAGGGAACUCAAUUGCAAAUGACUUCUGGAAACCAUCCAGAAGCAAACGGCCAGGCUGAACAGAUGAACCGCGCUGUUCAACACCUGUUGAGGCAUUACAUUAAGCCCAACCAGGUGGAUUGGGACGAGAAGCUUGCUCUUGUCGCCAGUCUGUACAAUAACGUUGUACACAGCGCUACCGGGGUAAGUCCUAACAGUCUACAGCUUACCUUUAGGCCUAGACUGCCCUUAGACUUCCUACUUCCUAAUAACCAGCCAACUGUUGCACCAGGCACUUUGGAGUUCGCUUAUUGUUACAAACGGAAAAUACAGGAGGCUGUAGAGCACAUGCAGAAGGCGCAGGCAGCAAUGAUAGAAUCUAAGAAUAAACACCGCCGCCCUUCUACAUUUCAGGUUGGGGAUAGAGUCUGGGUCAAGUCUUCAGAAUUGGGACAGGAGUUUGGGAUAUCCCGCAAACUCAUGCCUCAGUACUUUGGACCUUGGGAAGUUUUAGACGUAGUAGGGACAGAUACUGAUGGUCCAUCUUAUGUCAUCCGUAUCCCUGUUCACCUCAUAACUUACCCAGUCUUUCACGCCUCUAAGCUCGCUGCGUUCGAGGAAACUGAUCAGUUUCCCUCUCGUCGAUCAAUGCUGCCCCCAACCAUGGACAGAGAAGUCGACAUCGAUGAUAUCGUCGACCACAGGGAGAUGCCUGUUCAGAAGCCUCCGGGAAGGGGACGUCCUCCAAAGCCAAAGCUGCAGUUUCGUGUCCACUUCAGACAUCACACAGAUCCGAAGGAGGACCGCUGGUUUACUCGGGAGGAAUUGAUGCAGACCGCUCCUCAAAUCGUUGCCCGCUAUGAGAAGGAUGUAUUGAAAGGAAAGCGCCAGAUGGCUCAGGAUAACGAAGAUAUGGAGGAGGGAAUGUGAGGCUACGCCCGCUCAGCCCCCUCGGGGCCCUUUUUGCAGUAUGUCGGCCGCCCUAAGU
This is a messenger RNA of Chara braunii, 4740 nucleotides long. Lineage: Eukaryota; Viridiplantae; Streptophyta; Charophyceae; Charales; Characeae. The record is from the annotation of a GenBank genome assembly.